AUGCCACGGCCUGAGUACAUUAUCGAGCAUAUGGAAGAAGAUGAACCGGAUGCGCCGGCUCAUUUUCCGCCAUGGGCGCUGCUUGAGUACCGUCACAUGCUCUACCAUGUAGGCGAAGGCUCUACGGUGCAUUUCACUGCGCUUUCCCAGGCAUCGCUGGGCGCAUUGCAAGAAGCGUUUUCGCAACCUCUGCAUCCACUGACCAAGCCUGCCAAGUUUGAGCUCCAUGCCGAGUCUGUGACUACGUUAGCGAAGGAACGCAACUGGGACAUGAACCGAAUUUGUCUGCUCGACCCCAAGGCACCGCUGCCUCUCUCUGUGUGUGAUGCUGGGCUGCACGCCUCUUCGGCCCAGGCUUCGCACGAGUCCGCUCAGACCUUUACGCACUUUUUGUUCGGCGGAAUCCUUGGUGAUGACCCACCUCGUGACCGUACAUCGUCUCUCCGUGAAUUGGGCUUCCCAGGCCGUCAUCUUGGCAGUGUGCAGAUGUCGACCGAUACCGCGCUGGGUGUUACGAAGCGUGUGGUGGAAGAUGGUUUGCGAUUGGGGUUGAAGGAAUUGGACGGUCAAACGGGGGCCGAUAAGGCAGAAGAUGGUGUCGGUGCGCUAUCGUUUGUCGAUAGUCCUACCCUAGACUUUGGUCGUGGCGAGUCGGUCGAGCUGCCGUAUCGCUAUCUCUGCGCUGACGAGAAGGGCACACCGCUGAUGGCGCCAGGCAUGCGCGACAUUAUUUACCGUGACUUUGACCGUGCCUUUGAGUUUUAA
This is a messenger RNA of Malassezia pachydermatis, 765 nucleotides long. RefSeq lists its product as hypothetical. Gene Ontology annotation, molecular function: protein-arginine omega-N monomethyltransferase activity. NCBI's taxonomy places the organism in Eukaryota, Fungi, Basidiomycota, Malasseziomycetes, Malasseziales, Malasseziaceae. Gene Ontology annotation, biological process: peptidyl-arginine methylation. The record is from RefSeq and is a predicted model, not a curated record. Bases 1 to 765 code for a protein of 254 amino acids. The transcript is spliced from 2 exons.